CCUCAUUUGUAACGGCUGCAUGGUGUUUAAGAUAGAAGUGCUAAUGAAUGGAAGAAAACAUUUUGUUGAGAAAAGGUACAGCGAAUUUCAUGCCUUGCACAAGAAGCUUAAGAAAUGUAUUAAAACUCCAGAAAUCCCUUCAAAACAUGUGAGGAACUGGGUCCCAAAAGUGUUGGAGCAACGACGACAAGGCUUGGAAACGUAUUUACAGGCUGUCAUUUUAGAAAAUGAAGAACUUCCCAAACUGUUUCUUGAUUUCCUAAACAUACGGCACUUGCCAUCUCUACCAAAGGCAGAGAGUUGUGGGUCUUUUGAGGAGACAGAAUCUGAAGAGUCAAGCAAACUGUCCCACCAGCCGGUGCUGCUGUUCCUCCGGGAUCCAUACGUCUUGCCUGCAGCCAGCGAUUUCCCUAAUGUGGUUAUUGAAGGCGUUCUCCACGGGAUCUUCUACCCUCACCUGCAGCCCAGGUAGAAAGCCUGCGGGGCCGGAAGAAGCUGAAAGCCCCUUUCAACAUUGUAGUCAAGGAAAUCGAUCAUCUACCAAAUUAACCUAAACUCUAUGACAUAGCAGCUCUAGCUAGUGGUGAAAUUCACAGGCCCAGCUUCACUCAGGGCAGGGACAUUUCCAUUAGAAUGGUGCUUUUAAAAAUAGAAACUGAACCAGGGCUGUGCUGAGGUCAAGGCCAACUGUUCAAGGCUAGAACGUAGCUGCCAAUUUAGAAACCCGUGAGCACGAAGCUUGGGAAGAUCCCGGGGAGCACCCAGCGCGACAAAACCUCGUGACUCUUGGCCUCACUCGGACCGUCUGCUAAUUGAAAAUCUUGUCCUGAAUCACACUGAGGCUGGUCAACUCCGGUACUUUCUGGUUCAGAUUUUGUGACACACUAAUGUUUUCAUCCUGAGGUUUCCUCGGCCAGGAAUUAGAUACAUUCAUAGUGCGGGCACCAGGAGGGUAUCACAGAAACGCACACUGCUGACUGUGAGGAAGGCGCUAAACUGGAAAUUAAAUGCUGCUGACAGUAUUCGGGCACGUUUUAAAUCACGGCGUUUUUAAUUGACACGACAGUGGAUUUGAGUCAUAUCCAGGGGUUAGCAUCUAAUGUCAGUACAUGAGAAAAAAAUGGAGUAUCAAGCAUAUCCUUGAAAGCCCUCUGGGCAGGCAUCAUGUUGGAAAUCUGUUCACAUCUACAAUGACCAUUUUUUCCUCCAGUGCUGGGAGAAAGGACUGUUUCUUCCACUGAAGACCAAUUGAAAUGGUUGGUGUUUGUUUGGGGGCUACACAUACCUUUAAACACUAGCAUCACACUUACCCCUGCAAGAUGCUUGUCCCCUGAGACAGCAUGGGCACUGACCCUGGCUGAGGGGACACUGCAUUGGCAGCACUCACCUUGGUUUACUCAAGGGCGUCCAUUCGUUGAAUAGGUGGUAUUGCCAUGGGAUUUACUGUUAUUUUUCUUACUGUUUCCUUUUCACUGACCUCAUAUCUUGAAUUAAUGUAAGUUAAAUGUGUUUAUGAUAGGAUUCCACUGUAUACCUUACAGACAUCCAUAAUUUGAGUAGUAAAGGAUAUAAGCAUAUGUGCAACCUGUAUGUAUGUGCUGUUAUUUGGGCAUUUCAUUGAAAACUAAUUAAUAGCUAAAUUAUUUACGACUAUUUUAAUAAGCUUCUGUAUGGGAGAGAAGAAUGUUUAGAUUCAAAACUAAUUACUGAAUCAUGUUAUUUGAUUAAGAUAUAAAUAUAUAAGUUUUAAUCCUGAUGCAAACUCUUUAGAGAUAUGUUUAUGGUAGAUAUGGUCCCACAUAUUAGGAACAAGCAAGAACUACUCAAUGUCAUCAACCAAAAAUAACUGAAUAGUCAAGUGUUGGAGAUAUUUUUUUAAUGUUUUUGUUAUUAGCUAUUUUGAGUUAAAUAAAAACAAAGAACAAGAAAUGUU
Myotis lucifugus (little brown bat) is the source of this 1933-nucleotide messenger RNA. It is a transcript of the gene SNX24, whose product is annotated as sorting nexin 24. The transcript is spliced from 7 exons. NCBI's taxonomy places the organism in Eukaryota, Metazoa, Chordata, Mammalia, Chiroptera, Vespertilionidae. Bases 20 to 472 code for a protein of 150 amino acids. The record is from RefSeq and is a predicted model, not a curated record. Gene Ontology annotation, molecular function: phosphatidylinositol phosphate binding.